CGAAACCUACCGACCCUUUCUGCACAUUCCGAUCCAAAUCAAAUCACUGUCUGUUGAUCUCGAUCGUCGCUAUGCAUAAGAGCACUUCCUCUUCCUACCUCGGCCCCGGCGGCCUCGAUCUCUCGAAAGCCUUCUUCAUCCCGAUCUCCGGCGGAUCGCCGCCGUCUCCGACCAAGCGCCACACCAAAAUAACCGUCGUCGGCGUCGGAAACGUCGGAAUGGCAAUCGCGCAGACUAUUCUGACUCAGGACCUCGCCGACGAGCUCACUCUCAUCGACGCUAAAGAGGACAAGCUCCGGGGCGAGAUGCUCGAUCUCCAGCACGCCGCCGCCUUCCUCCCCCGCACGAAGAUCCAGGCGUCUCUCGACUACGCCGCAACCGCAAACUCCGAUCUCUGCAUCGUGACCGCCGGCGCCAGGCAGAAUCCCGGCGAGAGCAGGCUGAAUCUAUUGCAGAGGAACGUGGCUCUCUUCAGGCAUAUCGUUCCGCCGUUGGCCAAAUACUCGCCGGAUAGCAUAAUACUGGUGGUUUCGAAUCCAGUGGAUGUAUUGACCUAUGUGGCGUGGAAGCUAUCCGGAUUCCCGCCGAACCGGGUAAUCGGGUCGGGCACGAAUCUGGACUCGUCCAGAUUCCGGUUCCUGAUUGCGGAUCAUCUGGACGUCAAUGCACAGGACGUGCAGGCAUACAUUGUUGGGGAGCACGGGGACAGUUCGGUGGCGCUGUGGUCGAGCAUCAGUGUGGGGGGUGUUCCUGUGCUGAGCUUUUUAGAGAGGCAGCAGAUCGCGUUCGAGAAGGAGACAUUGGAGAAGAUACACAAAGAAGUGGUGCAUAGUGCGUAUGAAGUGAUACAGCUGAAAGGGUACACGUCGUGGGCUAUUGGGUACUCUGUGGCGAGCUUAGCCCGGACAGUGCUGAGGGAUCAGAGGAGGAUUCAUCCAGUCUCCAUUCUUGCAAAGGGAUUGCACGAGAUUGAUGGGGGAGAGGUGUUCUUGAGCCUGCCAGCUCAGCUGGGGAGGAGUGGAGUGCUGGGAGUGACGAAUGUGCAUCUCACUGACGAGGAAACUCAGCAGCUGAGGGACUCUGCUAAGACCAUUUUGGAGGUGCAGAACCAGUUGGGCCUCUAAUGGUGUCAAGGCAUUUGUUGAAGCUUGUUGUUGUUUGUUGUUGUUUUGAGAUCAACUGUUCGGAUUUCAUCUUUGUCGAAUAUUAGUGGUAACAAAAUUAAUAAAACAUUUUUAAAUAGAAUUAA
Molecule: messenger RNA, 1249 nt
Organism: Andrographis paniculata
Lineage: Eukaryota; Viridiplantae; Streptophyta; Magnoliopsida; Lamiales; Acanthaceae
Product: L-lactate dehydrogenase B
Exons: 2
Coding region: 72-1124 (350 amino acids)
Biological process (GO): carboxylic acid metabolic process
Cellular component (GO): cytoplasm
Molecular function (GO): L-lactate dehydrogenase (NAD+) activity
Source: RefSeq, a predicted model, not a curated record